CUAACAGUUAAACACAUUUCCUAAAGUCAUUAAUAAGCUAAAUAAAUAAAACAAAGACAGAUUAAUUGAUUCUGAAUAUUAUUAUGGAAAUAUUAAUCUGACUGUGAAAUCGAAUCUGGAAGCCAUCUGCAGAAAUUAGGACCGGAUUGAGCUUGCAUGGAGACCAUGCAUCAACAGUGAAAAAAGGGCAUACAUGUAUUCUGGUCAUUGUCUGUCAAACACAAAUGCAAUUUGUGUGUCAGUAUGAUUGAUACAUGUACAUUGUAGUUAGAUUUAUUUGGCACAUUAGAACUAUAAUUUGGGGACCCCUUAAUAUUGACGCCCCUGGCUGCAGUACGGUCAGCCCCCCUCUUAAUCCAGGCCUGGAUGUUGGAUCCCGAAAUGAAAUAAAAAAUAUAAGCCCGCUUUGUUUUUUCCAGAAAUUUGUGCCAAACCUGAGACACUUUUUUGUCCAUUCCCAGUUGUUCUAUUGAUAAGCAAGUACAGUAAUUACGCAUCUGUUUUCAGGGGCGGGCUCAGUCUCAACCCCGAUUGGAAAAACAUAAUUUGACAUAACUAUACAUGUAUAUGUUUUUUCAAAAUAUCUAAUAUUCAUCUUCGUUUACACUGAAAUUGAUAAUGGCUUCAAUCCGAGGAGAAAGAUGAUAUAUGAGUGAGGUGCAGGAAUAGUGAAUCAAACUAGUUUUGUUUUCUCGUCAUGUAACAUAUUCUUCACUGUGAUGGCAGCCCAGUGCACCCCUAACACUUUUAAUACAGGCUAAAUGUGAAAUUGUGAUUAUAAAUGGUUGCAAGCUGCAAAGUUUUUAGAAUUGAAAACGAAAUCGGAUACCAGCCACAAUCAGUUGAUCACCAGAAGUGUUAACCGGUUUCCUGUCACACUGAGGCCAAGGGACAACAAACAAGGAGGAUUGAUCGAUGGUGCAUGUACCUACAUUGACAGAGCCCAUCAGUAUCAAUUUUGUAAUCACAAAAUUACUAUUGAACCAGUAUGUCUAGUGAUGUAAGUUCAACGGCCAGUGUUCCUGAAAUCCCACCAGACUCACCAGGGAGUUCAGUUUCUACAAGACUACAGGAAGAAUAUGAAGAAUUAUUAAAGUAUGCAGUAGUUGUUCCAACUUAUGAUACCACAAAAACUGCUUCUAAAUUAGUUUUAGAUGGUCAACAAACAUUCCCACAAACAAACCAUGUCUCAACUCAACAAGAAAAUACAACAACUGUGACUACCCAUCGAACUACACAUACUGAAUCUCAGCAAAUAAAAAACACUGUUACUACGCCACGAUUCCACCCAUCAGAGUUACCUGAUUUUCAUGCGAGUCCCAUUCCUGGUAAAUCCAGUAGUUGUGAGGAUAGUAGCACAGACACAUUAGAAAAACCAGAAGACAAAUCAGGACCAACUGCUACAUAUGGUACUAAAGAGUUUAUGUAUCAAGGUAGUGGACAGUCUAAUUACCAACCUAUAGAUGUAGAAUACGAGAGAGAUGAAGAUAACAUAGUGUAUACAGGUACAGUAGAUGCAGACGUUACCAAGAUGGAGAAUUUAAUGGAUCAGUGGUGUUUAGAUCUGAAGAGGAAUGUAUUGGCAGAAUUUGGUCAAUCAAAAAUUAGAAUAGUUGAAUAUGGACGUCAAGAACUAAUGAAAGAGAAAGAGAGGCAUGCAUGUGAACAAAAUAAACUAGUAAAUGAAAUAGAUAGUUUAAAAGAAUUACUUCAUACAUAUGAACAAUCAAUGGAACGUAAAGAUGAAGUUAUAUCUAAUUUAACGCAUGCUAUGCAGAAACAAAAAGAAAGAAAGGAUAUGAUGAAACAGUUCUGUGAAUGGAGAAUAAAAUAUAAUGAUGCCAAACGAGAGGCUUACACAAGUAAUCUAGCUAAACGUCAUUAUGAGAGAAAUCUAUCAGAGAAAGUUUGGACAGCAUGGCAUUCUAUUAUAGAGAAUAAAUGGAGAACUAGAGUAGAGAGAGCAUGUCAAUCAAAAGCACAGGAAGUUUGUAUGCAACUUACAAAUGAUUAUGAAGCAAAGAUUGCAACGUUAAAUGAAGAGUUAGAUAACCGUGGUCAUGAGAUCAGUAUAUUACAUUCAGAAAGAGAUAAAUAUGAGGAGACUAUGAAAAAAGCAUUUAUGAGAGGAGUAUGUGCAUUAAAUUUAGAAGCUAUGAAUAUGUUUCAUGGUUCAGAGGAAGAACAUUCUGGAGCUGCCAGUGGAAAAUCUCAUUCCCAUGAUGUGUAUUCCGAUAAUUUAGAUGGUAAUGGACCUCAGAAAGAAUAUGGUACAUCCAAAAGUAUUCCUCGUGACUCCACAGAAAGUUUACCACCUAGAAUUAUUACAAGUCAAGGUUCACGACCUCACUCAACCACCCAUACCCACACCCAAUCUAGAUCUACGAUAUCUAAACAGACAUCAUCCACCAGUAGUAUUAGUAGUAGUAAACAUCGUCCCAGUAGUGCUAAAAUAUCUAGUAAAACCUCUACCAGUCAAACUAGUCGCUCUACCGCUAUUGGUUCUACUACAUUAGCACCACCCAUGGCUUCUGUAAUGGUAGAAAGACACCCCCCAGUCAAUAAGCAAACUAUAGGCCAGGCUACAGCUAGCAAGUUCCCUAAAGUAAAUCAAGCUGACACACAGAGAGUUUAUAAAAGACUUGCAGGACAGACCGGUUCCAUUACUAUUACACCACAUUUACAGUCUGUUAAAGUUGUAGAAUAAUCAGUAUUUUUUUUCUUUCUUAUUGUAUAUUAACAUAUUAUUUAUAUUUUAAAUUGCAACCAAAUCCUGUAAAUAAAGAUUUUAACAAAUUAAUA
Molecule: messenger RNA, 2802 nt
Organism: Patella vulgata (common limpet)
Lineage: Eukaryota; Metazoa; Mollusca; Gastropoda; Patellidae
Product: centrosomal protein POC5
Exons: 12
Coding region: 989-2707 (572 amino acids)
Cellular component (GO): centrosome
Source: RefSeq, a predicted model, not a curated record